GGCGCCGUGGAGGAAGCGGAAGGCGAGGGGCGGCCGGCGGCUGGCUGCAGCUCCGGCGAGUCCUGCUCCGAAGGCGAGCCGCGGGAAAGGCGCGUGUCGGCCGCUCACUGGCGGCAGAGCCGCGGCCGCCCCGCCCCGCCCUGGCGCUCCCAGGGCACGCAGCGCCGCCCGGGAUGGGCAGCGAGGGGCUCGCCGUGGCGCGGCGGGUGACAGGGGCUUGCGGUAAAAUGGGCCUUGUGCUUCUGCUCAGUGGACUGUGGCUGUUUUCAUCAGUCAAGGCAGAUUCAAAAGCCAUCACCACCUCUCUGACCACGAAGUGGUCUUCCACGCCGUUGUUGUUAGAAGCCAGUGAAUUUUUAGCAGAAGAGAGUCCAGAGAAAUUUUGGAAUUUUGUAGAAGCCAGUCAAAAUGUUGGAUUAUCAGAUAAUCACGCUACUGAUUAUUCCUAUUAUCAGGCAGUAUUGGAAGCUGCAUUUCGGUUUCUGUCACCUCUUCAGCAGAAUUUGUUGAAAUUUUGCCUGUCUCUGCGUUCUUACUCGUCUACAAUCCAAGCCUUCCAACAGAUAGCGGCUGACGAGCUCCCGUCAGAAGGCUGUAGCUCCUUUUUCUCAGUGCACGGAGAGAAGACGUGUGAUUUCGAUGCCGUUGAGACUCUCCUGCGGACAGCGUCUGAAAGGCCCAAACCUUUUUUGUUCAAAGGAGAUCACAGAUAUCCCUCAACUAAUCCUGAGAGCCCUGUGGUGAUUUUCUACGCUGAGAUUGGCUCUGAGGAAUUUUUUAAUUUCCACCACCAGCUUAUAUCAAAAAGUGAUGCAGGCAAAAUCAACUAUGUGUUGAGACAUUAUGUAUCUAAUCCCAGGAAGGAACCUGUGUAUCUCUCUGGCUAUGGUGUGGAAUUGGCCAUUAAGAGCACUGAGUACAAAGCAAAGGAUGAUACUCAGGUGAAAGGAACUGAAGUAAACACCACGGUGAUCGGUGAAAAUGACCCUAUUGAUGAAGUUCAGGGGUUCCUGUUUGGAAAAUUAAGAGAUCUGCACCCUGAUCUGUCAGUGCAGUUGAAGGAACUCAGAAAGCAUCUAGUGGAGAGCACCAAUGAAAUGGCGCCUUUAAAAGUCUGGCAGCUGCAAGAUCUGAGUUUCCAGACUGCUGCUCGAAUCUUGGCUGCUCCUGUUGAAUUAGCUUUAGUGGUUAUGAAGGAUCUUAGUCAAAAUUUCCCUACGAAAGCCAGGGCAAUCACAAAAACUGCUGUGAGUUCAGAACUUCGAGCAGAAGUGGAAGAGAAUCAAAAGUAUUUUAAGGGGACUUUAGGCAUACAUCCUGGAGACUCAGCUAUUUUCAUCAAUGGACUUCACAUUGAUUUAGAUACACAGGACAUAUUCAGUCUUUUUGAUACCUUGAGGAACGAAGCUCGAGUGAUGGAGGGCCUGCACAGGCUGGGAAUAGAGGGGCAUUCUCUGCACAAGAUUUUGAAGCUGAACAUCCAGCAGUCCGAGUCCGACUACGCAGUAGACAUCAGGAGUCCUGCCAUUGCCUGGGUUAACAACCUGGAGCUUGAUAGCAGAUACAGUUCAUGGCCUUCUAACCUACAAGAGUUGCUUCGACCCACGUUUCCUGGCGUUAUCCGGCAGAUCCGAAGGAACUUGCAUAACAUGGUUUUCAUGGUUGACCCCACACAUGAGAGCACGUCGGAGUUGAUUAACACGGCUGAGAUGUUCCUCAGUAAUCAUAUACCUCUAAGAAUUGGUUUUAUCUUUGUGGUUAAUGACUCUGAAGAUGUUGAUGGGAUGCAAGAUGCCGGCGUGGCUGUCCUGAGAGCUUAUAACUAUGUCGUGCAAGAAGUGGAUCGGUAUCAUGCCUUCCAAACUCUGACACAUAUCUAUAACAAAGUGAGGACUGGAGAAAAAGUGAAAGUUGAACACGUGGUCAGUGUCCUGGAGAAGAAAUAUCCGUAUGUGGAAGUAAACAGCAUUUUGGGGAUUGACUCUGCUUACGAUCAAAGUCGGAAGGAAGCAAGAAGCUACUAUGAGCAGACUGGAGUCGGUCCACUUCCUGUCAUCCUAUUCAAUGGGAUGCCCCUUGAAAGAGAACACCUCGAUCCUGAUGAGUUGGAGACCAUCACAAUGCACAAAAUCCUGGAGACCACAAACUUCUUCCAAAGAGCCGUGUACUUGGGUGAGCUACCCCAUGAUCAAGAUGUGGUGGAGUAUCUCAUGAAUCAGCCAAAUGUUGUUCCUCGAAUCAAUUCCAGAAUUUUGAUGGCUGAGCGAGUGUAUCUGGACUUAACAGCAAGUAAUAACUUUUAUGUGGAUGAUUAUGCUAGAUUUACUGUCUUGGAUUCCCAAGGAAAGACUGCUGCAGUAGCCAACAGUAUGAACUAUCUAACAAAGAAAGGAAUGUCCUCCAAGGAAAUCUAUGAUGAGUCUUUUAUUCGGCCGGUGACUUUCUGGAUUGUUGGGGAUUUUGAUAGCGCUUCUGGGAGGCGAUUGCUGCACGAUGCUAUCAGACAUCAGAAAUCCAGUAACAAUGUAAGGAUAAGCAUAAUCAAUAAUCCCAGUGCAGAAAUAAGCCACAAGGACACUCAGAUCGCCAGAGCAAUCUGGGCAGCCCUCCAGACGCAGAGCUCGAACGUGGCCAAGAACUUCAUCACCAAAAUGGCCAAGCAGGAGACAGCAGAGGCCCUGGCCACCGGAGCGGACAUCAGGCAGUUCUCAGUCGGGGGCAUGGAUUUCAGUCUUUUUAACGAGGUCUUUGAGUCUUCCAAAAUGGAUUUCAUUUUGUCUCAUGCCGUGUACUGCAGGGAUGUCCUGAAGCUGAAGAAGGGACAGAGGGCAGUGAUCAGCAAUGGAAGGAUCAUUGGACCACUGGAGGAGAGUGAACUCUUUAAUCAAGAUGAUUUCCACCUUCUGGAAAAUAUCAUCUUAAAAACCUCAGGACAGAAGAUAAAGUCUCACAUUCAGCAUCUUCGAGUAGAAGAAGAUGUGGCGAGUGAUCUGGUGAUGAAGGUGGACGCACUCCUGUCGGCUCAGCCAAAAGGAGAAGCACGAGUUGAGUACCAGCUCUUUGAAGACAAACACAGUGCGAUCAAGCUGCGGCCCACGGAAGGGGAGACGUACUUCGAUGUUCUGGCUGUCAUCGACCCUGCCACCCGUGAGGCGCAGAGGCUCACCCCGCUGCUCCUGGUUUUGGUACAGCUGGUAAACAUGAAUCUAAGAGUGUUUAUGAACUGCCAGUCUAAACUCUCCGACAUGCCUUUAAAAAGCUUCUACCGUUACGUCUUAGAACCAGAGAUUGCCUUCACCUCAGACAAGAGCUUUGCUAAAGGUCCAAUAGCGAAGUUUCUGGAUAUGCCACAGUCACCGCUGUUCACACUGAAUCUGAACACACCUGAGAGCUGGAUGGUUGAAUCUGUCAGAACGCCCUACGAUCUUGACAAUAUUUAUUUAGAGGAGGUGGACAGCAUAGUAGCUGCUGAGUAUGAGCUGGAGUACCUGUUGCUGGAAGGUCAUUGCUAUGACGUCACCACAGGUCAACCCCCUCGAGGAUUGCAGUUUACAUUAGGAACUUCAGCCAAUCCUGUGGUUGUGGAUACCAUUGUCAUGGCCAAUCUGGGCUAUUUUCAGCUGAAAGCCAACCCGGGAGCCUGGUUUCUCAGACUGCGGAAGGGGCGCUCGGAGGAUAUCUACAGGAUCUAUAGCCACGAUGGUACUGAUUCUCCUCCUGACGCUGAUGAGGUUGUCAUCGUCCUCAACAACUUCAAAAGUAAAAUUAUUAAAGUGAAGGUGCAGAAGAAGGCGGACAUGGUGAACGAAGACCUGCUGAGCGAUGGGACAAGUGAGAAUGAAUCUGGAUUUUGGGACUCCUUCAAAUGGGGCUUCACAGGAGGACAGAAGACGGAGGAUGUGAAACCAGAUAAAGAUGACAUAAUUAAUAUUUUCUCUGUCGCAUCCGGUCACCUCUAUGAACGAUUUCUUCGCAUAAUGAUGCUGUCCGUGCUGAAGAACACCAAGACUCCUGUGAAGUUCUGGUUCUUGAAGAAUUAUUUGUCGCCUACGUUCAAGGAGUUUAUCCCUUACAUGGCACGCAAGUACAAUUUCCAGUAUGAACUUGUGCAGUACAAAUGGCCCAGGUGGCUUCACCAGCAGACGGAGAAGCAGCGCAUCAUCUGGGGUUACAAGAUCCUGUUCCUGGAUGUGCUUUUCCCACUCGUGGUCGACAAAUUCCUGUUUGUGGAUGCUGAUCAGAUUGUACGGACAGAUCUGAAGGAGUUGAGGGAUUUCAAUUUGGAUGGUGCCCCUUACGGCUACACUCCUUUCUGUGAUAGUCGAAGAGAAAUGGAUGGCUACAGGUUCUGGAAGUCGGGGUAUUGGGCCAGUCAUUUAGCUGGGCGAAAAUACCACAUCAGCGCACUGUAUGUCGUGGACCUGAAGAAGUUUAGGAAAAUAGCUGCUGGUGACAGACUCAGGGGACAGUACCAAGGGCUCAGCCAGGAUCCCAACAGCCUUUCAAAUCUUGAUCAAGAUUUGCCGAACAACAUGAUCCAUCAGGUGCCAAUUAAAUCACUUCCUCAAGAAUGGCUUUGGUGUGAAACGUGGUGUGAUGACGCCUCUAAGAAAAAGGCAAAAACAAUUGAUUUGUGCAACAAUCCCAUGACCAAGGAGCCCAAGCUGCAAGCAGCUGUGCGGAUCGUCCCCGAGUGGCAGGACUACGAUCAGGAAAUCAAGCAGCUGCAGGUGCGCUUCCAGGAGGAGAAGGAGGCAGGAACCCUGUACCAGGAAGAGACGCCCGAGCAGCCCCAAGAAGGACUUCAGAAUCAUGAAGAAUUAUGAUGUCUGGAGGACGAUAGGAAACGACGCCCUUUGAAAGACAGUUUUUAUACUAAAUGCUAGUUUUCUGAUCUGUCUAUACAACUGCUGAUGAACUGGCGGCGCGGCCACGCCACCCCUUUUGAUUCUGAACAUUUGAUUUUGACUUCUG
Messenger RNA from Ochotona princeps (American pika), 4974 nucleotides. RefSeq names its product UDP-glucose glycoprotein glucosyltransferase 1 (gene UGGT1). The record is from RefSeq and is a predicted model, not a curated record. Gene Ontology annotation, cellular component: endoplasmic reticulum. The transcript is spliced from 41 exons. Lineage: Eukaryota; Metazoa; Chordata; Mammalia; Lagomorpha; Ochotonidae. Gene Ontology annotation, molecular function: UDP-glucose:glycoprotein glucosyltransferase activity. The coding region runs from base 174 to 4826 and encodes 1550 amino acids.